This is a messenger RNA of Gymnodraco acuticeps, 2298 nucleotides long. It is a transcript of the gene gp9, whose product is annotated as glycoprotein IX (platelet). NCBI's taxonomy places the organism in Eukaryota, Metazoa, Chordata, Actinopteri, Perciformes, Bathydraconidae. The record is from RefSeq and is a predicted model, not a curated record.
AAUGUGUGCCAUUACACCACCUAUUGGUGAAUCAUGUGCUGGCCACACAGUUCCUCAUAGGAUCAGCCAGUGGAAAUAAUCUUUCAAACUCGGCUGUGGAAGUGUGACAUUAUUUUUUGGAUAAACCUCCUUUCUGCUUUGCAGCCUAGAAUUCCAUCACGAAACAUUUGCUCUUUGGCGUCAAGCUCAUUUAAUAUUUGGCUUUCAAAAUAUCUCAUAGGUACUUUUAAAUUCACAUAAAGCUGUACAUGCUCCCAGCUGUGUUUAGUAUAAUGCCCUCUUAGCCCUCAUCACUGCAGUGGAUGUCAGUAACAAACAUUGUGUGGAUGAGCUUAAGAUAGCCUCCGCCACUAGUUAAUAGAUAAACUCUUAUCUCCUCUAAGCAGAUGGGGCUCCUUCACAGUGAAUGCGGCAUAAUCGUGCAGUGUUAUUGGUGCGUUCCUCACACUGACGUCGCUCUGUAUCGGCUGUGCAACAAACGGACUAGAACAAUGAACAGAUAAUUAUAUUUUAAGGAUGACUGGCACAGCAGGAGGUAAGUUCCAAGUUGGCUAGACUAUAAAAGGAUGCUCUGCAGUUUAAUCUUAGCUGUCUUCCUGGUCUGGGCCACAUCAAGCGCACACACCACUGGUCGGCCCUGCCUGUGUUCAGCUCUCCUUCCUGAGGGUCUGCAGGUCAACUGCAGCUCUUUAGACCUGGUGGAGCUGCCCACUCUGCCCUCAGACACCACAGAGCUCCAUGUUCAGGACAACCGGCUCACCUCAGUGUCUCCCGGCCAUUUUGACAGACUGGUUGCUCUGAAAAAGGUCUCACUUUCGGGAAACCCCUUCCACUGCGACUGUAGGAUCCAAUACCUGAGGAGCUGGUUGCUGAGGAACAGGGCCGUUGUCUUAAAGGAGCCGAUAUGUACCGGCCCAGACUCUAUGGUUCAGAAAGUCAUCACUGAACUCAGCGAUGAAUACUUCUCCUCCUGUGUGCUGGCAGUCUGUACUGAUAGUACUUAUAACACUGUGAUUGGAGUGGUGCUAUGCUUCCUCAUUCUUCUGCUUCUGUGGAGCUUGAGACUAGCAAAAACGUCCAGCUUCACACUGUACAUUUGUGAGAGACAUUUAGGAUUGGAGGCCGACUCUUUGCGCUCACUGAGGCCUAAACACAGGAGGAGGCUACACACUGCACCGCUGGAGGUCACUGUGGAUUCUCUCAUUUGUGCGGGGGAACUAGAAAAAACACUCAACAUGGAGUUACUGCCACAAGUACUGGAUGUGUUGCACAAGAAGCACACUAUAAAGAUAAAGGCUACCUGAGGGACCUACUAUAAUGGAAUUGCUGAAACACUAGAGGAGAAUAGAGUUGACGGAAGCACAACGAUUGUCUUUGUUUGUUGCAAUAAAGUUGUUUUAAUGCUGAACGGCCACAGCCAUUCUGAGACUUCUUCUAGGUAACUGAUUUUUAUUUCUGUAACCUAAAUCUAGUUUACUUAUAAAAGCAGUGAAGGCUACAAAUAAAAACAUGAUGACUUACCCAUUUAAAAAAGUGUCUUUGGUACACUGCAAGUCAUUACAUGUGAUAUGUUUUUUAGCUUUUGAUAACAGAAAUAAGCAAAAAUUAGACACUAAAUUAGAGAUAUAAGAGCAAUGAGGACUAUUUUGCCCUCUGAAUGUAUUAUACUCAUCAGUCUAUGCAUGUUAUAUUUGCUUUACAACUGAUCUCACUACAUGACUCAAUACUGAGCUAGCUGAGCAUGUAUGACAGUGUAUAUCUUGUAGAAAAAAACAAUACUGCGCUAACUGAGAAUGAUCAUUGUCUUGAUUACUUGUGAUAGGUUGUUGGUCGUUUUUGAUUGUAAAAAAUGCAUCACAGUUUGCAUAACAUGUGUAACUAUUCCAUGUAUGUUCUUACAGUAAGGUAUUUCCAAUGAGUGCAAAAACUGUAAAUGAUCAGAUAUGGAGCGGUACAGUUGUUGAUUCGUAUUGGAAUUUAAUCUUAAUACAUUUCCAGGUAGCUUUUGUUUCUGGAUAUAGAAUAUUCGACAUUAUAAUAAACAGGUUAUGGCAGGAAGGUAUGGUAACAGACAACAAAGAUGAUGUGUGCAAAUACUGGUCUCAACUAGAGAAAAUGUAGACAGACAUUUCUAUUAGAGGACAAUACUGCAAAUCAAACAGUACAGUACAUGUAUUCAUCUCAUAUACAUGCAUAGAUUUUCCAAGAUAAAUGGGUAAAUAAAUGUCUUAAAAUGGAAUAAUAAAAAUGCACCUUCAGAAUAAAGGUAAACCGUUAUCUGAAUAUGCUUCUUAAAAA